AAGAGAAAUUUUAUAUUGUUUGGAAAAAAAUCAGGUUUUGAUAUUAGUUGGCGAAACCGGUAGCGGAAAAAGUACGCAACUUCCACAGAUUCACAUUUCAACCAUAUUUGCUUAUACACGCAACUGUUGUGACAUGAACAUUUAUUCUCAGUACUAAUUGGAGCAAUUCAAUAGAAACAGUUUUAUACAAACAAAACAAUACAUAAGGAGAUACGAAUUUUAUUCAAUUUUACACGCUUAAAAAACGUUCUCGUGCGCAUUCCCACCAAAAAAAUUAGAAAACUGCAAAGCGAGCGUUACAAAAAUGGUGGGUCCAAGCUCCCAAGUUAGUAAAAUAUUACUAUGCCUUCUCUUCCUGUUAUUGGCAUUUUAUAUUUUUAUGGACAUACAAUUAUAUAUACGUAUACAAAAUUAUCCAAUCGAAAGAGAUUACCAUACGAACACAACAAAUUUAUUACUAAACAAUGCGCCGGGCAAUGGUGCCGGUCUUGGUGGCAGUAGCAGUGUGUCAACUACAGAUAUGACGACAAUCAAAUCAUUGGGCUAUUACGAACAACAUCAUUGGGUAUCGUGCGAUGUGAAUCCCUUAUGCCAUGUAACGGUCAAAGCUGUGCUUCUCGAUCAUACGAAUCAUUAUCUUUUCGCACCUUUAGCCAGCAUAUUUGAUAAUGUUGUUGGCAUAUCACGGAGUACCUUAAUCACAGCCAACAUGAUAUCGUUCUUCCACGUUGGUGUGGCAUGCUUGUCCGGCAAAAUGGUGUCCUCGGAUAGUUUGGGUUAUCGUCGUUUGGGCGUGGUACUCUUUCAAUUCCGCACCUUCCUAGAUGAUCUGGACGGACAUGUGGCGCGCGCUAAGAAGCAUAUACAUGGUGAACGUUCUGAAGUUGGCACAUCCGGCUAUUAUAUCGAUGGUCUUUGUGAUGGACUAGGUUGUAUUGCCUUACUAUUGGGUGUAUUCUUUUAUUUGAAAAAUAAUCCACCACGUCGGGGUUACUCUCAGCUACCGAUGAGUGAAUCCAUAUUACCUGAACCAGUGACGAGGCCUAAAAUGAAAUCGAUGACACCGAAAGUUGUUAAGAAAGUUGUAAGCUUCACCGGGCAAUUGCUUGUUAGCUCGACUGCUUGGAAUCGCUAUAUCGCCGUAUACCAAGACAUGUUGGAGCGUAACGAUGUGACGCAAACGCAAUUUCUACGCCAGAAUAUCACAUUCAGAUCGGCGUGGUUCUUAAGUGUUGCCUGGAUGUGGCGUAUUGUAAAUGUGCAUUCCUUAUUGCAUCUUGUAUUGCUAAGUAUAUUUUGCGAUAAAUUGUGGGACUUCUUGAAGGCAAUACAAUAUGUCGGUUAUGUUGUACUGUUAAUUGUAAUUUGUAUCAGUGAAAUGCAUGUUUUAGAGGCUCACAAUUACAUUUUUAACACUAUAUCUGGCAAUAAUACAUCGUUUUGAUCCAUAUUCUUUUUUUAAAUGUCGUAUAUGUUUGUACAAAAUGUGAACUGUUAUUAAAUCGAUAAUAUUUUAUGUCAAAUUUAACACCAUACGAAUACAAGAAUGAAAAACAAAAGAAUAUUUGCAAAAUAUACUAAACUAAAGAACAAAUUGUGUUGAUUUUAAAUAAAAACCUAUAUAAGUUAUAUA
This is a messenger RNA of Ceratitis capitata (Mediterranean fruit fly), 1633 nucleotides long. RefSeq names its product ceramide phosphoethanolamine synthase (gene Cpes). The transcript has 2 exons. The coding region runs from base 305 to 1444 and encodes 379 amino acids. NCBI's taxonomy places the organism in Eukaryota, Metazoa, Arthropoda, Insecta, Diptera, Tephritidae. The record is from RefSeq and is a predicted model, not a curated record.